Molecule: messenger RNA, 1397 nt
Organism: Theobroma cacao (cacao)
Lineage: Eukaryota; Viridiplantae; Streptophyta; Magnoliopsida; Malvales; Malvaceae
Biological process (GO): regulation of transcription by RNA polymerase II
Molecular function (GO): RNA polymerase II cis-regulatory region sequence-specific DNA binding; DNA-binding transcription factor activity, RNA polymerase II-specific; protein dimerization activity
Source: RefSeq, a predicted model, not a curated record
GUUUAGACAAUACAAAAAUCUUACGAACGUAAAUUCAAACUUGAUAAUGUAUCAAAUAUAAACACUUUUCAAUAUUUUAUUUUGUAUUAAUUUCUUGGAUUUUAUUUGUAAAAUUUCAUGAUUGUGGGUAGAUGGCUCGAGGAAAACUGAUCGUGAAAUUUAUAGAGAAUGAGAAGGCUCGAGCUACAACACUUAGGAAGCGAAUGAAAGGAUUGAAAAAGAAGGCGUACGAGUUCUCCAUCCUUUGCGACGUGAAGGUAUGUAUGAUCAUUUUUGAACCCAAGUUGAAGGGCAGCCCCGCCAAGGUUGAAGUUUGGCCCUCAGAUCCUGUUCAGGUUAAGAGCAUCGUCGACGAAUACAAGAUUAAGGUUGCUUCGGAUGCGCAAAAGAAAAUCUUUAGCUUAUGUGAUUUUUUCAACGUACGCAUGAGAGAGGUUCAGGAUGAGGUAGCCCAAGUACGCAAAGCAAAUUUCAAAGCCAAGUUUCAAACAUGGGAUGAUCGUAUCGACGAUUUCUCCCCCGAACAAAUUGCAUCUUUUCUUACGAAACUUGAUUUGAACCUUGAAGUUGUGAAGAAGAAGAUCACGAUGAUGAAGGGAGAUGACUGGAAUCAUAUGCUAUCUGCUAAAUCGAGGAUUGUAGGUGGUUUCAAUACCCAAUCAACGCUAAACCCUUCUGAUGACAUCCCUGCAUCCUUUCAUCCUAAGAAUCUAAGCCAUUCUGAUAAUCACAUUCAAGCUCAUGCCCCUGUAAAGAUUCUAAACCAUCUUGAUCGCGUUCAAGCCUUUGCUCUAAAGAACUUGGAUUUUGGAGUAAGCAGGGAGCAGCCUCCUGUCCCUGCAGAACCUCUCAACAUACAACUACCUUCGCAUUCACCUGCUGAUGAGGCUUUGGUAAAGCUUUCCCUCAGCCUGAAUCCCAUGGAAAAUUCGAUGAAUCCUAUUGAUAAAUCGCUAAGGAUGUCGAUGAUGAAUCAUCUUGAUUUCAGACUUCAAUCAGGGGUUGCCUCUAGUAGCAGCAAGAUACCGAACAAGGUGCUGUACAAUCCCCCGCCUUCGCUUUCUGUUUGUCACGAUCCGAGAAUCGCCAUGCCAAGCAAUGUAAUGUUCAAUUCACCCACAAUUCCAGUUCAUCAUGAUCCAAGGACAGCCAUGCAAAACAACGUGAUGUUCAAGGACCCUUGGGCAUUCCAAACUCGCUUCUACGUUCCAUCCAUGCAACCAGAAGCUGCUCACAGUCGGCAACAGCUGAUGAUGCCGCUUAUGUUUCCUCAAAUGCAUCCCUUUCAGUUCGCUGAUUUCCACCUUGACAUCAAUGAAUAUGAGAUGAAAAGCAAGAAACAAAGGCUUUAGAUCAUUGGGUAAUGUCAGUGUUUGAUCAUUUCAGAAUUAUACAAA